Acaulospora morrowiae is the source of this 391-nucleotide messenger RNA. NCBI's taxonomy places the organism in Eukaryota, Fungi, Glomeromycota, Glomeromycetes, Diversisporales, Acaulosporaceae. The record is from the annotation of a GenBank genome assembly.
UAGUAAUGGUACUAAUGAAUCAUCGCAAAACGAGGAAAUGAAUUCAGAGAUGGUUUUUACUCAUGUUAUUACACCCAUCACUACUCAAUGCAAUAACUUUAAUAAAGAAGCAAUGUUCCAUGUCCUUGAUUAUCAUCCAUCGUAUGAUAAAAACUUAACGAAUGCAAACCAAGUGUACGAUUCACAAGAAUUCGAAAAUUCGGGAUCUAAGCUUAUGGAUGCCGAUAUCUCUUAUGACACGAAAGGAGACGGAGGGGAAGAGGAAGAACGUAAUAAUCAAGAGGAGGAUCCACAGAUUACGAGCAGUCCCAUUCGAAAAAAUGUUGUUCAUUGUAAAAACCGCAUUGAUUUGAACGGAAUUAGGUCUACUACGACUCACAUCGAUAAUGAA